GCAGCGGAGCGCAGCUGUUCUGGGGCGAACAGCCUGCUUUCAGCUCUAUAAUAUCACAUAGUUUCGUUGUAUGACGGCGCUCCGGCCCCUCCCGGGCCUCCGUUUCUUUAUCCACAUCUUUUAGCGACCGGCGUUGCUCCCGUUCGUCUCGCGCCGUCUGUGUGCUCACGAGAGGAUGGUCCUGUCAACAUCACAACAAGUCGCCCUGGCUUUCACGGCCGUGCUCUUCACGCUGGUCGUCCUGCCGCGGCUGUUCGGCGUCGGCGGCGGGUCCGGGGCGAAGGAGAGUCGAUUUGACUCUCGCUACACCAGAAAAGCAGCAGGUCCGGGCCCGGGCGCAGUGAGGGGACAGCCCAUCAACAUGAAUGCCCCCGGUUCAUCCCAGACCCCUGAGAACAUGCAGCAGAUGAAGAAGCUGAUGGAGCAAGAGCUGAAGAGCGACAAGUACAAAUCCAACAGCAACAAGGGCUACGUGUUCACGCUGAUGCCCCUCUACGCCAUCGGAGUCGGAGUGUUUGCAGCCUACAAGUUUUUGAAGAUCAAGUCUGCAGAUGACCAGGCACAAAAGGACAAAUUUGCAAAAGGAGCCAAAAAAUCAGUGGAGGCAGAGAACCAGCUGAACGAGCUGGAACAAAGGCUCGCGCAGACAGAGAGGAUGCUCAAUUCCAUCCUCACUCAGCUGGACCCGCUUACGAACUGUGUGAAAUCCGUGGCCCAGGAGCAGAAGAACGAGAUCAUGUCUCAACUCCAGACCAUCAGGUACCUGAUGAAGAAGAGAGGAAUGGACUGUCCACCCCUGAACAUCAACGAGGCAUCCUGCGGGCGUAAUCUGGACGACCUCAUAGAAUCACUCGGCGCCAGCGACACCUCUGCAGUGGAAGCGUCUCUGGUGGAAAAGGAGAGCUCAGCAGGGCCUUCUGAAAAAGUCUAUCAAAAGCGUUCGGAAGCUAAAGAUGAAGCUGCAACAGACGGUGAAGAGAUGAAGGAGCUCAUACCAGAGGAGUGUGAUGGGGAGGCAGAGGAAGAAGGGAAUGUGGAGGAAGAGCAGGAGGACGAUAAAAACGAGGAGGGGGAGGAGGAGGAGGAAGAAGACGGAUUGGAGGACUCUGAGCUCAUGCCGUCGCCAGAGGAGUCAUAUGAGACAAACAUUGAGGAGGCUGGAGCGGAGCAGCCUGCGUCAGGCCUCAGACGACGCAACAGGCCUGAAUGAACUCACCGCAGGACAUCUGCACUGUACAGAAAUGUGACAGAUUAUUAUGAAUAUUUAUUAUCUGAAAGGCUUUCACCCCAAAUGGCUCCCCACAUACUCAUCAAAAACAUAUACUGCAUUCAUAACAAUAACCGCGAAAGGAAAGACGCAGUAAACACAUGGGGCUCUAUUUUCAACGACCAGACAAACCGUAAGUACACAUGUACGAGCACAAUGAGGGCGUAUCAGAGUGCAUCUGCUAUCAUUGCACAUAUAGGUGCUGUGUGCUAUGUGCAAACGCGUUGGGUGAAGUGGGCUUCUGUCAUUUGGUGUUUUGAUGACAGCAGUGGAGAACGCUGUCUAACACAUCACUCAAAAAUGUCCCACAGUUUGAGACUGAAAACCCUGCUCUGCUUCUGAAGUCACCUUUGUAGGUAGAAUCAUCAAAUGGUCAGGAGAGUGUCACUGUGCAGAAAUCAUAUUAUAGAGCUACUUGUUUUUAGUCUUUGUGCUGACUUGAAAAUAGAGCCCAUGAUGUCCUUUACUUCCCUGUUGUCUGUCAUUUUUAACACUAAUUAUCACCUUUUUGAACCUGAUUUUGGAAUGAAAUUUAUAUACAUUUUUUAUUUUACUACUCUUCUGUUACCAGUCUAGAUUUGUGCCUGUUUGAAUGCUGAAUCCAAACAUUUAAGGAGUAAAAUCUACAUUAAAGGUUGUGGCGUGUGUCACCCGUUGCUGCUUAUUUGCCUUUAUCAUUCCUUUCUCAUGGUGGACAAACACAGAUGUAACUGAUACAAUCAUGACUUAAUCCCAUUGAGGUGAUGCAGGUCAGGGGUCCUGCUAUUGUGCAUGCUGGCUCAUUGACUUCAGACACUUAAAUGGAGCAAAACCAUUGUUAAUAUUACAAGUUCCAUUGUGCUUUUCCUGCUGGGAAAAGUAAAAAUGUUGGCAAUGAAAAAGGCCUUUGAUGUAAAUGCCACAGGACAUGAGCUUGGACCCAGAAUCUCUGUUAGUUUUGAGAGAAUGUGUUGUCAUUGUUCCAUAUUAACCUUACGCUAUCCUGUACUGCCACCUUCUGUGAGGAACACUGCUGAGAUGGACGACUUCAUGACAAAAACCAUAAACAAUGUUCCUAUUUCAUUAAUAUAUGUACUAAUUAAGUUUUACCGUAAAGAGUGACUAAUGCUGCUGGAAGUAAUGGCUCUGCUCAGACUGCUAAAUGCCACAAUGUACACUGUCAGAGUUUAAAUUGUGCAUGUUUUCUAUACAUCAAAAUCAUAACUGCAUGUUUUUCCAUUCUUAUUAUUUUGUUUUGCGUGCACAUUGUGACUGCAUGAUGAUUUCUGUACUCAAGAGGAAAAUGACAAUUUGAUCUACCAGAAACACAUGAACUCACAUUUACUUGUUACACAUCUGUUACCUUUUCAAACCAACCUUAUUUGACAUGUUUUUAUUUUUGUUGGACACCAAUAUGGUAGCAAGGAAUCUGUUAUCACUUCGCCUUAUAUUUCUUUUUUUUUUUUAAAUUUGUGAUUGAAAAUCCUUGUUUGAGGUCACUGUGUGGAGGAUUUCAGGUUGUCUCUGUGUUGUCACACAUCAGGUGACCAUCAGGGGGCUCUAACUCUAAAUCUCCAACUACAAUCAACUAAUUUGGGUCCUGAUUUUUGAGAAAUCUCGUUCUAAUUUGUGCUGAUGUCAAUUAAUGGCCAAUAAUGUAUUCAUGACUGCAGCUGCAACAGCACCAGAGUUAACAGUAGUUAUUAGUCUUGUCUGUAUGACCAUUUUACAUCAUAUGUCCCUGUUACAGAUGAGCACAGCCAUUUCAUGUGUAUUUGCAGUGUGUAAUAGUAGUCCAAAUGUUGAUGUAAUAAAACGUGCUAAAAGUUUGGUUAAAACCAUUUUUGCCAAAAUGAGAGGCCCCAGUAGUAUAGCAUUUAUUGUGUAAUAAUAUAAGAUCAAAGCAUGAAUUCUGUGCUUGCCAUGUGAAGCCCACAAAUCGUUGCCUUAUUAGUGAGUAAAUAUGUAAACAUUUGACCUGUAGAAAGAUGUCUGGGUUGGAUUCAUAUUUUCAUUGUUUUCCUGAGUUAUGACACAUGUUAUGUUCCACAUAAAAUAUAUCGCCACGUAUUUGAAACCACAAAUCUUUGCCUUAACUGUUUUGUAUCUGUUCUCCCCUUUAUGCAUAGUGACAUUUCUGUGUUGACUGUUGUGUGUUUCAUGUGGCGGUUGAGUGAGGAAACUGAGCUCG
Chelmon rostratus (copperband butterflyfish) is the source of this 3437-nucleotide messenger RNA. It is a transcript of the gene ccdc107, whose product is annotated as coiled-coil domain containing 107. The transcript has 6 exons. Gene Ontology annotation, cellular component: neuron projection; intracellular membrane-bounded organelle; neuronal cell body. The record is from RefSeq and is a predicted model, not a curated record. Gene Ontology annotation, biological process: synaptic transmission, cholinergic; protein localization to cell surface. Bases 176 to 1210 code for a protein of 344 amino acids. Lineage: Eukaryota; Metazoa; Chordata; Actinopteri; Chaetodontiformes; Chaetodontidae.